UCUCAGAAUCAACGGAUCUCUAGUUGUAUCCUAUAAAGCUUCGGCUACAUCAUUUUUCAUAUUUUGUUGCACUGGUAGGUAGCAUCUGUGAGGUGUAUAUUUGAAAAACACCCAGACUUGGCAUCAAAAGUCCGUUCUAAUAAUCAGAAUUUGAAGUCGACAUACAUGAAUGUUCUCCUUGGACUAAUUGAAACACUAUGCCAGUUGCCUGAGAAUCUCUCUGAUGAUGAUUUGUCUGAAGCAUCGGCUGCAGUUUUAUACUUAAAGCAGGUUGGCUUUAAAAUGGAUUGGUUGGAGAAGAAGCUCCAGAAAUUAAAGGAAAGGAAGAAGAAGAUGAACACUGGCAAGGCUCAGCUGCAACACAUGGAGGAAGAGUUUAAGAUACUCAACAAGAAAUGCUUAGACCUGAAAGAUCUUCUCGACAAGCAGAAUGAAGAUUUGUCGGCCGCCAAUGUUGCUUUCUCGUUCGACGAUGUUGUUUAAUGCUUCAAGAGUUGUCAGAAACUUGUAGUUUGGUUUUUUUACUUGGUAAACUGGU
Messenger RNA from Brassica oleracea var. oleracea, 538 nucleotides. Its product is annotated as MATH domain and coiled-coil domain-containing protein At3g58370-like. Lineage: Eukaryota; Viridiplantae; Streptophyta; Magnoliopsida; Brassicales; Brassicaceae. The transcript has a single exon. Bases 166 to 483 code for a protein of 105 amino acids. The record is from RefSeq and is a predicted model, not a curated record.